GUCAGGCUGCAUGCUCUGGUCCUAGGCCAGCCAGGCAGCUGUGAAUCCAGCGCUUUCCAGGCGCCGAGUUGGGGGAGCCCCCGGCCAACCGGCCUCGUGAUCAUGGGGAAUGGCAUGACCAAGGUACUUCCUGGACUCUACCUUGGAAACUUCAUUGAUGCCAAAGACCCAGAUCAGUUGGGCCGGAAUAAGAUCACACAUAUCAUCUCUAUCCAUGAAUCACCUCAACCUCAACUGCAGGGUAUCAAGUACCUUCGGAUCUCAGUGGCCGAUGCUCCUGAAGUACCCAUCAAAAAGCACUUCAAAGAAUGCAUCAACUUUAUCCACAGUUGCCGCCUCAACGGGGGUAACUGCCUUGUACACUGCUUUGCAGGUAUAUCUCGAAGUACCACCAUCGUGGUCGCCUAUGUGAUGACGGUGACUGGACUAGGCUGGCGGGAAGUACUUGAAGCCAUCAAGGCCAACAGGCCCAUCGCCAACCCAAACCCAGGCUUUAGGCAGCAGCUUGAGGAAUUUGGCUGGGGAAACUCCCAGAAGCUUCGCCGGCAGCUGGAGGAGCGCUUCGGGGAGAGCCUGUUCAGAGACCAGGAGGAAUUGCGCACGCUGCUGCCUCUCUACAGGCGCUGUCGCCAGGGUUCUGCGACCUCCGCCACGUCGGCCACAGCGUCCGCCGCCGCUUCCGAAGGGACCCUGCAGCGCCUGAUGCCGCGAUCGCCACGAGAUGCCCACCGUCCGCUGCCGCUGCUAGCACGAGUCAAGCAGACUUUCUCCUGCCUCCCGCGGUGCCUGUCGCGCAAGGGCGGCAAGUGAGCGCCGGUCCUCAAGCCACAGCCCUUCGCCGGUGGGCGACCGGGCUUUCCCGCAUCCCGGACGCACCCAGAGCCGGUUGGAACCUCGCCCAUGCCCAAUGCCCACCACGCCUGUCUGCGUCCGUCCUCCGUGUCCCCUCUGUGAGUCCGUAUUCCGCCGCCCUGCUUCAAGCCACCUGGUGCCUUAGUCCUUGGGCCCGGGGGAGGGGUCCUAGGCUUCCACUCCAACAGGCCUCCACUCAGACAGUCAGGGCGCUGCAGGGAAGAUCGGGUAGGGCGGACCAGCCUGGAGGAAAUUAAAGAGACGCGGACGUUGCCUGGCCCGGUACCUCUGGUCAAUCCUCAGAGCCUGGGUUCUGCAGCCAGCAGGAGGCAGGGCGGGCGCCCCUUCCAGGGGCCCAGGAGAGACCCCGUUCUCCAUCAAUCUGAAGAGCUGAAUUCCAAGACCAUGCCCUUCUGUGCCGCCCCUCCCUCCACCCCCAUCCCUUCCACAUCCCUGGACUCCUGACACCGUCCCUGAACCUUUGUUUUUUUUUUUCUUUUUUUUUUUU
Cricetulus griseus (Chinese hamster) is the source of this 1360-nucleotide messenger RNA. The record is from RefSeq and is a predicted model, not a curated record. NCBI's taxonomy places the organism in Eukaryota, Metazoa, Chordata, Mammalia, Rodentia, Cricetidae.